Messenger RNA from Crotalus tigris (Tiger rattlesnake), 2769 nucleotides. RefSeq names its product VPS10 domain-containing receptor SorCS3-like. Lineage: Eukaryota; Metazoa; Chordata; Lepidosauria; Squamata; Viperidae. The record is from RefSeq and is a predicted model, not a curated record. The transcript has 22 exons. The coding region runs from base 106 to 2655 and encodes 849 amino acids. Gene Ontology annotation, cellular component: postsynaptic density membrane.
CUCAUUCUUACAAAGCUGCAUGACUUCAAUUUGGGAAGCGUUACUGAAAGCUCACUUUGGAGGUCCACAGAUUAUGGUACAACAUAUGAAAAGCUAAAUGACAAGAUGGGACUAAAGACAGUGUUGAGUUAUCUUUACGUCAGUCCUACUAAUAAGAGAAAGAUAAUGCUCUUAAGUGAUCCUGAAAUUGAAAGUAGCAUACUCAUCAGUAACGAUGAAGGAGCCACCUAUCAAAAAUAUCGACUCAGCUUCUAUAUCCAGAGUCUGCUAUUCCAUCCUAAGCAAGAAGACUGGAUUCUAGCAUACAGCAUUGACCAAAAGCUGUACAGUUCUAUGGAUUUUGGAAGGAGAUGGCAGAUCAUGCAUGAACGGAUCACACCAAACCGAUUUUAUUGGUCUGUCACGGAUUUGGACAAGGAGCAUGACCUUGUACAUAUGGAAGCUCGGACACCAGAUGGACAUGCCCAUUAUAUAACUUGUAGAAUUCAAGAAUGUUCAGAGACCACUAGGAAUGGACCUUUUUUGCAUUCCAUUGAUACAAGUUCACUUGUUGUCCAGGAUAAAUAUAUCUUUAUUCAGGUGACUUCCAGUGGGAGAGCAAAUUACUACGUGUCUUACAAAAGAGAACCCUUUACUCAGAUAAAAUUACCUAAGUAUUCACUACCAAAGGACAUGCAUAUUAUCAGCACAGAUGAGAAUCAGGUGUUUGCUGCAGUUCAGGAAUGGAACCAAAAUGACACAUACAAUCUCUACAUUUCUGAUGUUCGUGGAGUCUAUUUUACGCUAGCUUUGGAGAAUGUUAAGAGCAGCCGAGGACUAGAAGGGAAUGUUAUCAUUGAUCUUUAUGAGGUAGCAGGGAUCAAAGGUAUAUUGCUGGCUAACAAGAAAGUAGAAGAACAAAUAAAAACAUUUAUCACCUACAACAAAGGAAGAGACUGGCGUCUGCUACAAGCUCCAGAUUCUGACCUGAGAGGGGACCCCAUUCACUGUCUGCUGCCUUUCUGUUCCUUGCACUUACAUUUGCAAAUCCCUGAAAACCCUUACACUUCAGACAGCAUUUCAAGCAAAGAGACAGUCCCUGGACUUCUAGUUGCUACAGGCAAUGUGGGUGCAGAAUUGUCAUAUACUGAGGUUGGCAUGUUUGUUUCUUCAGAUGGUGGAAAUUCCUGGAGACAGAUCUUUGAGGAAGAAUACAAUGUAUGGUUUCUUGAUUGGGGUGGAGCACUUGUGGCCAUGAAACACACAUCAAUGCCUAUUCGACAUCUGUGGGUGAGUUUCGAUGAAGGAAGGACCUGGAAUAAAUAUGGCUUCACAUCAGCACCACUCUUUGUGGAUGGGUCCCUAGUGGAGCCAGGCAUAGAAACUCAGAUAAUGACAAUCUUUGGCCAUCUCAAUCUCCGUUCUGAAUGGCAACUGGUAAAAGUGGAUUAUAAAUCUAUCUUUAGCAGAAGAUGUACCAAGGAUGAUUUCCAGUCGUGGCAUUUACACAAUCAGGGUGAACCAUGUGUCAUGGGAGAAAGGAAGAUCUAUAAGAAACGUAAAUCAGGAGCAUGGUGUGCAUUGUCUAGAGAUUAUUCAAGAACAGUUGUUUCAGAACCAUGCAUCUGUGCUGAGUGGGACUUUGAAUGUGAUUAUGGUUAUGAAAGACACAAUAAUAAUCAAUGCAUCCCAGCAUUCUGGUUCAACCCAUCUUCUUGGUUAAAAGAAUGCAGUCUUGGCCAGAGCUACUUGAACAGCACUGGGUAUCGGAGGAUUGUUUCUAAUAACUGCACAGAUGGUUUGCUAGAAAAAUAUGCAGCCAAGCCUGAACAGUGCCCAGGCAAAGCUCCCCGUGGGCUACAUAUUCUCACAUCCACUGGCAAGUUGGUUACAGAACAAGGUUACAACACUACUUUCAUAAUUCUUAUGGAAGAGGGUGACCUCCAGAGGACAAAUAUCCAGUUGGAUUUUGGGGAUGGUACUGCUGUAUCCUAUGCUAAUUUCAGUCCUAUAGAAGAUGGUAUCCGACACAUUUAUAAGAGCACUGGAAUCUUCCAUGUGACAGCUUAUGCAGAAAAUAACUUGGGUUCUGAUUUGGCAGCACUUUUUUUGCAUGUGGUUUGUCCAGUGGAACGUGUCCACCUGAGUGCUCCUUUUGUGGCCAUCAGAAAUAAGGAAGUCAAUCUCACGGCUGUAGUUUGGCCAAAUCAGUCAGGCACUCUCACUUACUUCUGGUGGUUUGGCAACAAUAGCAAGCCAUUCAUCACCUUGGAUAGCAGCAUCUCUUAUAUCUUUACCAAUGAAGGACAGAAUACUAUCACAGUGCAGGUCUCAGCUGGCAAUGUCCUGAUUCAGGACACCCGAAAUAUUGCUGUGCAUGAAUAUUUUCAGUCUCAACUAUUAUCAUUCUCACCCAAUUUGGAUUACCACAAUCCUGAUAUCCCAGAGUGGAGAGAAGACAUUGGCCGAGUCAUCAAAGCAGCUUUGGUGCAUGUGACUGGUAUUCCCAAGGAACAAAUUCUUGUAGCAGUAUUCCCUGGAUUGCCUACCUCUGCUGAGCUUUUCAUCUUACCACAUCAAAACAUCUCAGAAAGAAGGAAAUACAGUGAAGAUGAUUUAGAGCAGGUGGGUAAAACACGGGUUCCCCUUUUUUCAGGUGGUUACGCAUUCCUUUAAUUGUUAAGCAGGCUCUGAACUGAAAAGAAUUUCAAAGUACUAUAAUAUAGGGCAGUGUUUCUCAACUAUGGCCAUUUGAAGAUGGUUGGACUUCAAUUCUCAGAAACAUCACUG